GGGCCAGAGGGGCUGCAGCCUCCCCACCUCUGCUUAAAUAGGCAGCUUUCCACCCAGAGCCUCUCAGAGCCCAGCGCUGGUGCCACCACCCACGCCGCAGCUCACUUGCUGCCCAGGACGCCCGCCCCUUCCUCCUGGACCCGCAGCGAGAGGCUCGUCCCCGGCUCUUCCUCCAGCCAAAGCAUGAGCAGCCUGGAGCUGGCCUCCCCAAGUCUGACCGCCAACUCCUCCCUGGCUGCCACAGAGCAAUGUGGCCAGGAGACGCCGCUGGAGAACGUGCUGUUCGCCUCCUUCUACCUCCUGGAUUUCAUCCUGGCGUUUGUUGGCAACGCCCUGGCCCUGUGGCUCUUCAUCCGGGACCACAAGUCAGGCACCCCGGCCAACGUGUUCCUUCUGCACCUGGCUGUGGCCGACUUGUCCUGCGUGCUGGUCCUGCCCACCCGCCUCGUCUACCACUUCUCCGGGAACCACUGGCCAUUCGGGGAAAUCCCAUGCCGACUCACUGGCUUCCUCUUCUACCUCAACAUGUACGCCAGCAUCUACUUCCUCACCUGCAUCAGCGCUGACCGCUUCCUGGCCAUCGUGCACCCGGUCAAGUCCCUCAAGCUCCGUCGGCCCCUCUACGCUCACCUGGCCUGUGCCUUCCUGUGGGUGGUGGUGGCUGUGGCCAUGGCCCCGCUGCUGGUGAGCCCGCAGACGGUGCAGACCAACCACACAGUUGUCUGCCUGCAGCUGUACCGGGAGAAGGCUUCCCACCACGCCCUCGUGUCCCUGGCUGUGGCCUUCACCUUCCCAUUUGUCACCACGGUCACCUGCUACCUGCUGAUCAUCCGCAGCCUGCGGCAGGGCCCCCGCGUGGAGAAGCGUCUCAAGAACAAAGCCGUCCGCAUGACCGCCAUGGUGCUUGCCAUCUUCCUGGUCUGCUUCGUGCCCUACCAUGUCAACCGCUCGGUCUACGUGCUGCACUACCGCGGUGGCGGGACCUCCUGCGCCACGCAGCGUGUCCUGGCCCUGGGGAACCGCAUCACCUCCUGCCUCACCAGCCUCAACGGGGCCCUCGACCCGGUCAUGUACUUCUUCGUGGCCGAGAAGUUCCGCCACGCCCUGUGCAACUUGCUCUGUGGCAGGAGGCUCACGGGCCCACCCCCCAGCCUCGAAGGGAAAACCAACGAGAGCUCGCUGAGCGCCAGGUCCGAGCUGUGAGCAGCAGGAGCCACCCUGGAGGGCCCAGACUGCCUGGAAAGGACGACUCGCCAGGGUGCCUGCCACCCAGACUGGACAAGGGCGGUUUGCCUUCCCCCAGCCUCCUGAGCAAUAACCUGAGAUCGCAGUGGCCCUACCCCUCCCUCCAAGCUCUGACUCCCAGGUUGCCCAGUGCUGUGCUCAGUCUCCACCAAUGUGCAAACCCUACAAAGGGAGACCUAACAGCAGGGAUCAACAGGCACCCUCUGCAGACACCACAUGGGCCCUGCUUACCAAGGCUCCUAGAGACACAGUGACCUCACCCGGGGUAAGGGGGAACAAGGAGGCCAGAGGAACAAUUCCUGAACAAUGAGGGUCUUUCUUUCCCCGAGAGACUCCCAGUCUCCUUCCCACUAUGGGAAAGCACAGUGGCAAACUCUGCAGAAAGACCCGGAAGGCAGGCUGCCAGUGAUCCAGAAGAGACACGCCUGAAUCUUGGUGGAGGGGUGGAGGGGGAGCUGUCUAAAGAUUUCCUUUAAAGUGCAAGGUGCUUUGAGUUCCCUUUGUGGCAUCUUUGCCAGAGAAUCACUGAUGAAUUUAAAGGACAUGGACUAUAAAUUACAGCUGACGGCUGUGAGUACAUUACAGGCUGGUUGCACCAGCAGGGACACAUCAGCUCAGCUCUGGUCCCUCCUGCUAUAAACCCACACAGACCUGCGUGUGGCCUGACAAUCCCAAGGGCUUCUCAGCAGGUGCCCAGGCCCUCCCAAGCCAUGGUCAAGCACCCGGUGUGGGUGGACAGCCACAGGAGCCAACUUCAGGCUGGAGCCAGGUGUGUGAACCUGUCUCUCACUAACCCAGAGCAGGCAGAGGUGUCCUGGGCCCCACUCCCUCCCGAGAGGCCUCCACCAGCCCUGCCAGCCCAGCUGUGAGCUGAUUCUCUUGACAGCGUGAGUGUAUCAGCCUAACACGCCCUUUUUUUGUUAUUGUUUGUACUGAUCAUAAGCAUAACUGUAGCUUUAAGACUACAGAGGUUAUUGUGUUUCAUCAAUGUAACAUCCUUUCCAGAA
Molecule: messenger RNA, 2252 nt
Organism: Galeopterus variegatus (Sunda flying lemur)
Lineage: Eukaryota; Metazoa; Chordata; Mammalia; Dermoptera; Cynocephalidae
Gene: GPR17
Product: G protein-coupled receptor 17
Exons: 2
Coding region: 184-1203 (339 amino acids)
Biological process (GO): positive regulation of Rho protein signal transduction; phospholipase C-activating G protein-coupled receptor signaling pathway
Cellular component (GO): membrane
Molecular function (GO): G protein-coupled receptor activity
Source: RefSeq, a predicted model, not a curated record